CUGCGAAUCUUAGAAUAUUUUAGAGCUGUAUCGUGCAUUCCGACGCUAACUUGUUUUCUGAGUUAUCGAAGUGGCACACACAACUUGCACCGGAUGUUUACCAGAUAAUACGACGUCGCGUAGAGAUGUGGGUGUUUUCGUGUGAGGUCUCAGAGGAGUCCCAUCUUCAUGUUAGAAGAUGGUUGUAAGCGACGAGGACGAUGGUUUUAGUGACGGACUCAACCACACCAUGAGUGAGCGAGAGCGCCUGGAUCAUAGUGAACACGUUCUGAACCUGACCGUGGCUCUGCUCAUUCUGACCAUCUUCACUUUCUUCUUCGUGAUCAUCAUUGUCAUUCUGUGCUUCCAGUGGAUGGAGAAAAGAAAUACCGAACAGAAAGGAUGCCUAUUACUGCCUUCGGGUUCGCUCCCGGGAUACAUAACCAUAAUGUCGUCUGAUCAUCCUCACAUGAGACUUCUGGGACAUUAUCAGUUUCAGACCUUCAGAUCGAAAGAUAAAUGGACACUUGGUCAAUCGCAGUAUUCUUCUUCUCCAUAUUUACUCUCACCUAAUGAUAUAACAGAGAAAGAGAAAAGAAGAUCUUAUUGAUAGAACUAUGUAUUAUUACUAAUUCAAAGUCAGUUGCGAGGUAAAUAAAACCUUAGUUCUUG
Molecule: messenger RNA, 651 nt
Organism: Macrobrachium nipponense
Lineage: Eukaryota; Metazoa; Arthropoda; Malacostraca; Decapoda; Palaemonidae
Exons: 4
Coding region: 179-589 (136 amino acids)
Source: RefSeq, a predicted model, not a curated record